AUGGCUGCGCGAAAACUUGCUCUAAAAACCAUUGACUGGGUAGCUUUUGGGGAGAUCAUACCCCGAAACCAGAAGGCCAUUGCUAACUCCCUGAAAUCCUGGAAUGAGACACUUACCUCCAGGUUGGCUACUCUUCCUAAGAAACCACCUGCUAUCGACUGGGCUUACGACAAGGCCAAUGUGGCGAAGGCUGGUUUGGUAGAUGACUUGGAGAAAAGAUGUGAAAAGUUGUGCCGAGUUUUUUCUCUCUCAAAGGCCAGGAUUGAGGAAUAUGAAAAAGAGCUGGAGAAGAUGAGGAACAUAAUUCCAUUUGAUCAGAUGACCACGGAGGACCUGAAUGAAGUCUUCUCAGAAACCAAAUUAGACAAGAAGAAGUAUCCCUACUGGCCUCACAAGCCAACUGAGAAUUUAUAA
Molecule: messenger RNA, 414 nt
Organism: Odobenus rosmarus divergens (Pacific walrus)
Lineage: Eukaryota; Metazoa; Chordata; Mammalia; Carnivora; Odobenidae
Product: ATP synthase subunit d, mitochondrial-like
Exons: 2
Coding region: 1-414 (137 amino acids)
Biological process (GO): proton motive force-driven ATP synthesis
Molecular function (GO): proton transmembrane transporter activity
Source: RefSeq, a predicted model, not a curated record